AUGGAAGGAACUGAUGGAUAUGGAGUUGGCCGGGUGACGGUAAACAGAGCAGCGGUAAAUGAUUCAUUGGUUGGUAAUGGGAAUCCUGCUUUCCAUAUCUACAUGGAUAACUUAGACCUGGGCAUGGGUUCAAAAUCUGGGGAUGAUCUGAAACAUGCACUGCAUGUUCGAAUUGAGGUGAAACGAUUAGAGAGAGAGAAUGCAGACGAGACCAAGGACAAUGGUUACAGGGGUGGAGGACAUUUAGUGAUGGGGAUCAACAGGACAGACAUUGGAGAAGAGAAGAGUGAAGGAGAUUUGAUUGAGAUGUUCAAAAUCAGGUGCAUCAGCACAUUACCCUGCUUUCAGUUACGUGUUGAAUAUGCUCUUUCCCCACUUGAGUUUGACAAUUUGAAGCACUUUCCUUCUCUCUUCCAACAGUAUGGCAUCGUCAUUGACGCUGGCUCCUCUCGCACCACUCUCUAUGUUUACAAAUGGCCGGCUGGGAAAGAGAACAACACUGGCAUUGUGAGUGAGCACAGCAAAUGCAACGUUAAAGGUGCUGGAAUUUCCAGUUACGCGUCCAACCUGUCCCAAGUUGGAAACAGUCUGAAGCCCUGCCUGGAUGAAACUGUGAAAAGCAUUCCCGCACAUCGGCAUGCAGAGACACCCCUCUACCUUGGUGCUACAGCUGGGAUGCGCUUGUUGAAGUAAGUAAUCCCAGAGCCUGGGGGGGGAAAACAUCAUUGCUCCUCUUGAAACUUCCUCAGGGGCUAUUUUCUGGUUUUCAGAUAUUAGGUUCUGACUGUCUUGGCAGGUACAGGCCAGGUAUCCCUUAUCCAUACAUCAGCAAACUG
Chiloscyllium plagiosum (whitespotted bambooshark) is the source of this 836-nucleotide messenger RNA. Lineage: Eukaryota; Metazoa; Chordata; Chondrichthyes; Orectolobiformes; Hemiscylliidae. The record is from RefSeq and is a predicted model, not a curated record.